AUGGCACACAUUUAUACACCUCGGUCACUCUCCGAUAUUAGGGAAUUACGCAUGCGCAUAGAGACAGAAGAUCCGUUGUUUUAUGGAUUAAAAAAGUUGAAAAUGAGAGGACGAGAUUUGGCCAACAUUCCUCCUGCGUUGUUUCAUCUUCAAGAACUCGAAGUCCUCGAUCUCAGUCCGGAACGGGAAUCGUGCCUCACAUUCAGACUCAUGUUCGUUCCACGGACAAUCUGCAAACUCGUUAACUUGAAAGUGUUAGUGCUUGACACAAACGAAUUAGAUGAAAUUCCGCUUGAAGUUACGAAACUAAUCAACAUAGAAAGGCUAGCUCUGAGCAAUAAUCAGUUAAGUUGGUUACCUGAAGGUUUCAACAAACUCAAAAAGUUAAAGAGUUUGCAUUUAGCAAACAACGAAUUUGAGGAAUUUCCGAUGCAACUUUGUGAAAUUGAUGGAUUGGAGUUUCUUGAUCUUUGUGAUAACAAAUUGCAUGUGCUUCCCGCGGAAAUCAGUCGCCUGUCAGAGCUGCACACAUUACUGCUGUUCUUCAACCGCUUGGAAGCACUGCCAGAGACGAUAUGUGAAAUGACCUACCUCAAUUGUCUCUGGAUUGGUAACAACCUCAUCAAACAGCUGCCUCGAGCAUUCGGAAAUCUGAAAUACUUAGACUGGGGCGUUAGAUACACAUCAUCGACUCUUGACGGUAACCCGCUGGUAAGUCCCCCGAUUGAAAUAUGUCGUAUGGGACCAGGCGCCAUUGAAAAAUAUCUUAAUAGCUCGAGGGGGGACAUCACCAGUCGGAACAGCAAUAAAAGCUUGGUAAACGGUGGACAACGUCGAGAUGAUGAGGAAAGUGACAGAGGUCAAAGUCGAAACAGUAGGUCUAAAUAUGAAAAUGGUGACGGAGGUGGGAAAAAGAGAACUGGCAACACACGAGAUAAUCGGAAGAGCACGAGGGCACGAAGGGAAAGAAACAUACAGCUCCAAGAUUAUUCAGAUGAAGACGAUAAGUAG
This is a messenger RNA of Ylistrum balloti, 1011 nucleotides long. Its product is annotated as malignant fibrous histiocytoma-amplified sequence 1 homolog. Bases 1 to 1011 code for a protein of 336 amino acids. NCBI's taxonomy places the organism in Eukaryota, Metazoa, Mollusca, Bivalvia, Pectinida, Pectinidae. The transcript has a single exon. Gene Ontology annotation, molecular function: protein binding. The record is from RefSeq and is a predicted model, not a curated record.